This is a messenger RNA of Mya arenaria, 4692 nucleotides long. RefSeq names its product secreted frizzled-related protein 1-like. Bases 1091 to 2674 code for a protein of 527 amino acids. The record is from RefSeq and is a predicted model, not a curated record. Lineage: Eukaryota; Metazoa; Mollusca; Bivalvia; Myida; Myidae. The transcript has 7 exons. Gene Ontology annotation, biological process: canonical Wnt signaling pathway; non-canonical Wnt signaling pathway; negative regulation of canonical Wnt signaling pathway. Gene Ontology annotation, molecular function: Wnt-protein binding.
ACUGCACCUGUGUGUUUAGAUAUUAAUUGUUAUAACUAUAAUUGUCGAAAGUGUCAGCAUGUAACAUUGCAUUGUUAUGAAAAUACAUAUAAAUAGUGCGAAAAAAUUAAUCUUAAAGGACAUUACCGUCCGACCAUAUGCCCAGAUUACAGUUAUCAUUCUAUGGAUGUAUACGGUCGAGAAUAUUUAAAGACUAAAACACAUUCUCUUUCCACGUUGGUAAGAGCUGCAAAAUUUUGUGGGAAUGUAAAUCAUGAAGUAUGACUGGCUGGCGUACAUAAUGUUUGUGAAAGCGAAAUUUAUGCAAAAUUGUAAAACAAGAGAACGCUAUUGUGAAUCAAAGUUAUGAAAUAAAUUGAACACGUAUAUGAACAUUAAUGCUUUUGGAGUAAUUUACUAAUUUUAUUGCGACGGCAGUAACAUUAAAGGAAACUAGAAGAGGUUGAAGCUGAGUUUAAUACAAAUGCUUAAUCAACAGACAUUUGAUGUAGACACAAGACAAAGUCAUGGGCUGUGAAAAUCGUCGGUGCAACUGAGGGGUACGGAGGUACAAUAGGGACUUAAGUGCUGUGCAACACAAGAAUUUCUAUUGUGUUCUGUGUCAUACUGCAAAACCAGUGGUCGCCACUCGAAGAUCAUUUAUUUAAUAUCUUGGCAAACUAUAGUUUGGUAUUCCUUGCAUGCCAUUGUGUCCUCAGAUAUAUAGAUCCUUAGCUGUGUCUUUACUCAGUCUCUUAUUCUCACUUCUGUCUCAAAUUUGAUUAAGAAAGUUUGCGUUUAGAAAAUACAAAAACGAAAGACAAACUCGUUCGGCUGAAGUUCACUCCCGGGAAUACUUCUCUUGAGAAAGUCUUAAUGCAAUAGUGUGUGAAUUUCCUGGAUAAAAACGAGACAUCUGGAAACGCAAUUUUCUGGAUAGGAUAAACCAUGUGACAGUAGCUAAUGGAAACAAAAUAUGAGGCAGUUAAGACAUGUUUUGUCCAAAAUGAACCUUUUCUGAGACAUUAUAGCUAAAACAAUAUUUUCUAUAGUCUUCGUUAUACGAUUUGUAUACGUUGUAGUGUACCAAACCUGGACGGAAACUCUAGGAAUGUUUAGUUUACGGGUUACUUUAUUGGCCCUGGGUACUCUGAUGACCCGGACUUGGGCUCUGUACGAAUACUACGACGCAGGCGCGGGGUAUGUCAGCGACUACAGUGAUUGGGGGACCCUCGGCGGCCGCGCCCACCAGCCCAAGUGCGUGGACAUUCCCGAGACGAUGCGGCUGUGUCAUGACAUCGGCUAUAAGACGAUGCGUCUGCCGAACUUGCUUGGCCACGAGUCCGUGCAGGAAGCGGUUGACCAGGCGCGCGUCUGGGUGAUGUUGCUAAAUCUCCACUGUCACCCAGACACCAAGCUUUUCCUUUGCUCCCUCUACUCGCCCGUGUGCCUCGAGCCGUCCGUCUACCCGUGCAGGUCGCUCUGCGAGGGGGUCCAGAACGGCUGCGAAGGCCGCAUGAAUAACUACAACUACCCCUGGCCAGAGAUCCUUCGCUGCGACCAAUUUCCGGAGGAGCUUUGCAUUGAACAAGUCAACUUUGAAAGUGGUAGUGGCGCGAACACCACAACGGCAGCCAACGUGUGCCAUGCAUGUAAGCAGCCAAUGACAUUCGAGAGCCUGCUGGACAGCUAUUGCUGGGCCACCUUUGUUGUUAAAAUAAAGAUGAAGAAAGUAGAAAUCAAUGACCUGGGAGACAAAAUACUUGAACCUAAAGGGAAAGUCAAAUUCUACAAACCAAUACCGAAUAACAUGACCAAGGCAGAAAUGAAAGCCCUCCGAUUCAGCAUUACAGACGGAGCAAGGUGCGAUUGUGAAACGUUGGAAAACAAGAAAAGUAGAAAGCUGAUCAUGGGGGCCAAACAGGGCUCUCGCUUUGUGAUAACUUACGUUAGCGAAUGGACAAAGAAUAAGGAAUUUAAAAGGGCCAUUAAGGCCAUAAGAAAGGGACACGACUGCAAGCAGCAGAUCGAGAAAGAAAUAGGGGGACAAAACGAAAAUAACGGAGGUCUGAGUAUAAGUGGUAAACCACAUUCCCAGUCGGGUGAAGUGGAUGUGAGCAUUGACGGUGGAUUUGAGGUACCUGACACAGGUGGAAAGGACCAGAAUAGAAACAAACGAAAGAAUAAGAAAGACAAGGGAAAUAAAGGAAAGAAGAAAAAGAAGGACAAGAAGGGCAAAAAGGACAAGAAGGACAAGGACAAAGAAGAUGACCCUAUGGCCAAUAUUGCUGGAAUCGGUUGUAUACCAUGUAAGCAGCCAUUAGUUUUCGAAAAUCUUAUCGAAAAAUUCUGCGCUGCUAAUUUUGUUACAAAGAUACAAGUGAGGAAGGUGAAAAUGGAUAGCAACGGUGAUAAGAGGCUUCAGCCAAAGAGAUUGAAGACAAGUGAUUUCUAUAAACAAAAAGACCUUUCUAAAAGAGACAUUAAGCGUCUACAACCAGUAAUAAGCGGUGGGUCCGGUUGUGACUGCAUCCAGGCUAAACGUAAAAAUACACUAUUUGUUAUGGGCACCAAACAGGGCGGCCGGGAUGUUAUUACGUUCCUUAGUGAGUUUGUGAAAGACAGUGAGUUUACAAGGUUUACCACAGAAAUUGAAAAUGGAUAUGAUUGCUCUAGUGUUGUACAAACAGAAUAAGGUUGUUGGUAGUCUCAGACGUCAAUUUAGCCACGGACGCCAAUUUAGACAUAUUUUAUAUGCGGUUGUGACAGAAUACCAGAUGCUAUUACAUAUGGGUGAAACUAAUUUGUUUGUGAAGUGAACCGGUAGUUACAAAUGUCUUUUAUAUAGAUAGAAAGACAGUGGGUUAGGUUGGUGUUAGCAGUUGACAUAGACUGUCAACAAAUCAACAUUAACUUUGUGACACAGACUUUGGAAACAAACAAUGUAUGUUGAAACUAUACAUUUUAAUGCAUAAACAUUUUGCAUUCUUCUACGUACAUAUGUAUACCAUGUUUAAAAGACUCAUCACGAAGCUGAGAUAUAGGCUUGUGUCUAUUUCUGUUACGGAUAUGGCAGAUAGAGUAUUACUGUUCUUUCAUUUGUACAGAUAUGAAUGAUGCGAAGGUGUGUGUGUAUAUUUGGCAUUUUCUUUAACUCGUUGUUACGUAUAUUCUACAAUGCUUCCCACAGGCAGGGCCCAUCAUCACCAACGUCUUGACGUUUGAACUCUCAAAAUUGUAAUUCUUGAGGGGUUUUUGUAAAAAGAAUCAGAAAAGUAUUAAUCAUGCCUAUUGAUGUAUAUGUUACAUAUGACAAGUUUUACCAUUAUUAAUUUUAACGUUUUAGUUUAUACUAAUUUCUUUUAGCUCGUUUGUGAUGAACGCUGAUAGCUUAUAGAAUCACCCUCGAGUCCGUUUCUUUGGAAGAAACCAGUACUGAUGUCCAUUUUGAGAAAGUACCACUUUUGGGGGUCGAACCCACAACCUCUUGGGUGAAAGGGGGACACCUCUUCCACUAGACCACUCUUACCACAUUGUUAACGUUUUUGGCAAAAAUAUUUUAUUCAUGUCUUUUUUCUUAAAUUUAUAGAUUCACAUUCCUAAAUGUUAUUAAAGUCAGACUUAAAACGUUAGUAUUUGGGCCCUGUGUUAAGACGUCCAGUUGGAAGUGUUUUUUUUUAAUGUGAUGACCGAUGGCGGGCGGAUGGCUGGACGGGUGGUCGUCUCGACCAACGCUCUAUUACUCGACACUAUUCGACCCGAUCUUUAUGUAACUGGAUAUGUGAUGAUAUUUGCUAGAAAAAUAAUGUAAAUACUUUAACUGAAAAAUAAUGAUUUAGGUCUUUGGUCUAUUUCAACGGCAUUGUUUGCUAAAAUAUCAAAUCACUUCUGGUCUCUGUGAAGUGCUAAAGUAGAAAAUCGCUUUUGUUGGGCGGUUUGUUAUUAGUUUGUCAUGUCAAAAGAAGCAAUUUGACACAAAUGACGCAGCUGACAAGCGUGUAGUUUUCCUAAUGUGUUAUUCAUUUCUUACUUGUCAUAAGUUUAGCUGUUUUUGUGUAUAUGAUAUUGAUAUGCGACGAAGACAUGUAUUGUGCUAUUUUAAUAGCUUUUCUCAUACACGAUGCUUUGUUACAAAAAAAUAUUGUUUCGUUUUUAAAAAAACUUUAUUUCAUAUGUAGUGACUAUGUUAGUAGAAUUUGAUAGGUCGUACUGGUAUGUGCAGGAAACGUAUAAAACUGGCAACAUUUUAUUGUUUAGACAAGCAUUUAGAUAGCACGUGUAUAACUUGUCAAAUGUUAUAAAAUCGACAUUCAGCCAAAAUAUUUAUUAAAAAUGAAUGCUUUUUUAACAGAAAUAGGCAAUUUCAGUUUUUUAAUUAUCUGUUUAUGUGUAUUAUACGAUCGAAUGUUCUUCGCUAAGCUCGAAUUUCUCGGUCAGUUCGAGCCAUGUAAUUCUACGCAUGCUUGCGUUUUAAUUUUUGUUAUUUUUAUCUCUUUCUAAAACAUGCGUAGUAUAAUGGAAAGGUGUACACUUUAAGUCUGAACUUCUUCAAAAUACGUGUUUAAGAUACUGUAUAAGAGAAAAAACAAAUAAAAACGGUAUCGUUGAUAACUCCUGAUUUACUGGUAAAGUAAAAAAAGCAGAAACAAAAAAAUGUUUUGAUUUGUUCGUUUCAUUUUGUCUUGAACUAAAAAUAAAUUAUUGAAUUUAGAA